Gossypium raimondii (Peruvian cotton) is the source of this 971-nucleotide messenger RNA. RefSeq names its product photosystem I reaction center subunit III, chloroplastic. Lineage: Eukaryota; Viridiplantae; Streptophyta; Magnoliopsida; Malvales; Malvaceae. Gene Ontology annotation, biological process: photosynthesis. Gene Ontology annotation, cellular component: chloroplast thylakoid membrane; photosystem I; photosystem I reaction center. Bases 116 to 790 code for a protein of 224 amino acids. The record is from RefSeq and is a predicted model, not a curated record. The transcript is spliced from 2 exons.
CCCCCUUACCCGAAUCUAAAAGACUAAAACCCAACCCUCACCUUCCUCUCUUUCUUCAUCAUCAGCAAAGAAAUAUACCAGAAAAUCAAAAAGAAGAAGAAAAGAGAUCCCCAAGAUGUCUCUUACAAUCCCAACUAAUCUCUCAAAAUCAAUUUUGAAGCCAAAGCUGGAGACCCAAGUGAUCCCCAAGGCUUCAUCCAGAUCAUUGAUUGUAUGCUCCUCCAGCAAUCCUUCCUCCGACAAAUCGGCUUCACCACUCCAGGCCUUCUCAGCGGCUCUGGCUCUUUCUUCCAUCCUUCUUUCAGCUCCACUCCCUGCUGUUGCCGACAUUGCGGGGCUCACUCCUUGCAAAGAGUCCAAGCAAUUCGCCAAGCGCGAGAAGCAGCAGAUCAAGAAGCUGGAAUCCUCGUUGAAGCUUUACGGCCCCGAUAGCGCACCGGCUCUCGCCAUCAAAGCCACCAUCGAGAAAACCAAGAGACGGUUCGACAACUACGGCAAGUACGGCUUGCUCUGCGGCUCCGAUGGGUUGCCUCAUUUGAUAGUGAGCGGCGAUCAGAGGCACUGGGGUGAGUUCAUCACGCCCGGCCUGUUGUUCUUGUACAUCGCUGGAUGGAUCGGGUGGGUCGGAAGGAGCUACCUCAUUGCUAUAAGCGAUGACAAGAAGCCAGCCAUGAAGGAGAUCAUCAUCGAUGUGCCUUUGGCUACCGGUCUCAUCUUCAGAGGCUUUAUUUGGCCUGUCGCUGCCUACAGAGAGCUUAUCAAUGGUGACCUUGUUGUCAAGGACGUUUAAUCUUAUCUUCCUCAGAGAUUGAAUGGAACAACAACUAGGAUGCGAAGACUGACUUUGUUCAUGGAGAAAAGAGGCGUCUUGGGAAAUUUCUUCUACUUGUAUAUGUAAAGGUUUUUUUAAUCUGUGUGAGCUUAUGUAAUGCUAGUGUUAAAACAUAAUUUGGAUAUGAUUUUUCUCUCCA